CAGCUGACAGCAUCGUCACGGAGGCGCGAGGGAGCGCGCGCCCCGCCUGCCUGCGGGAGGAGCCCGCAUCCUCACAGCCUGCGCUGCCCUGUCCUAUGCGAGGCGAGCUCGGAAGAAGCUCUGAGCAGAGUUGUGUUCAUCCUCAGGUGCUUCCUGGUUGAUCAUUGGAGCCCUCAAGCAACAUGCCAGAGCAGAGCAACGAUUACCGGGUGGCCGUGUUCGGCGCAGGUGGUGUUGGCAAGAGCUCUCUGGUCUUGCGGUUUGUGAAAGGUACAUUCCGGGAGAGCUACAUCCCCACUGUGGAAGACACCUACCGGCAGGUCAUCAGCUGUGACAAGAGCAUCUGCACCCUGCAGAUCACGGACACCACGGGCAGCCACCAGUUCCCUGCCAUGCAGCGGCUGUCCAUCUCCAAAGGGCAUGCCUUCAUUCUGGUCUACUCCAUCACCAGCCGGCAGUCCUUGGAGGAGCUCAAACCCAUCUAUGAACAAAUCUGUGAGAUCAAAGGGGAUGUGGAGAGCAUCCCCAUCAUGCUGGUGGGGAACAAGUGUGACGAGAGCCCGAACCGCGAGGUGGAGAGCAACGAGGCCGAGGCGCUGGCCCGCAAGUGGAAGUGCGCCUUCAUGGAGACCUCGGCUAAGCUCAACCACAACGUGAAGGAGCUCUUCCAGGAGCUGCUCAACCUGGAGAAGCGCAGGACCGUGAGCCUCCAGAUCGACGGGAAAAAGAGCAAGCAGCAGAAGAGGAAAGAAAAGCUCAAGGGCAAGUGCGUGAUCAUGUGAACUCCCUCCUGUGGGAGCAGCAAUUGUGUGUCUCCCUCUCCUUCCCUCCCCCUCCACGUGAAACCCACAGUCGUCAGGGUAGCAUGUCAGAUGCCCACGUGUUAAAUAUUGCAUUUUGACCGAGAUGUGCGCUGUUGUCCUCAGAGGGCAUUUUACACCACCACCAAUAAGCACCCCCUCUCCAGAAUCAGGGAAUCUGACAAAUGCUUAAAAUGAAAACUAACAUGCUCAGCAUCGCAGGGAACCAAGUGUGGUGCCAGCCAUUUCUGGAGGCAUCGUUCGCCAUCAGGAGGCGUGAGGGCUUGUGCCCUCGGAAGCAGCGUGUGCCGAUAGGGGGAAGUACCAUCUGCAUGCAUGUGAGAGCAUGUUAACCCAGAGCUGCAGACACCACCCCCAGACCAGGCAUCCCCUCUGCUCAGAAGCCAGUGACAACCCUUGGGGAGGUGAGGGGUGGGAGGAGGUGAGAAGACCAAGCCAAAGUUGUUCGGUUCCAUGGUUCUUUUACUGAAUUAAAAAUAACACAGCCUCUCUACCUGCCAGAGGAUGUUUACUGUCAGUUCCCAGCUGACCUGUGAGCCUUGCCACUCUGAGGGGAGGUCCUCACCUCACUAAGUCUAGUUAUUAGCAGGUAUCGUUUUAGCCUUUUAGGGUAUUUCUUUUCACAUACAACGAUGAAUUCACUAAGAGUGUGCCACUCUGUCAGAAAUUCUUCAAUUUCCGUUUAAAAUGUUUGUGUAAGGAUAUUGUGACAAUACUAAAACAUUGCAAUAACGCUCAUGUGUGUUAUAUUUUGAGAGUUUUAGAAAUGUGAAGUUUCCUUCCUUUGACCCAUGAGGGGUAUAACUCUUCCAGCCCUCAGAUUUUAA
Messenger RNA from Eubalaena glacialis (North Atlantic right whale), 1648 nucleotides. It is a transcript of the gene DIRAS2, whose product is annotated as DIRAS family GTPase 2. The record is from RefSeq and is a predicted model, not a curated record. The coding region runs from base 183 to 782 and encodes 199 amino acids. Gene Ontology annotation, molecular function: GDP binding; GTP binding; GTPase activity. Gene Ontology annotation, cellular component: plasma membrane. Lineage: Eukaryota; Metazoa; Chordata; Mammalia; Artiodactyla; Balaenidae. The transcript is spliced from 2 exons. Gene Ontology annotation, biological process: signal transduction.